GUGAAGAAGAAGCCUUUAGUUCAGCUGUGACGUUUGCUCCGGCGGACGAGGGGAAAGAAAGAGGAGAGCAGCGUAAGAAAAUCACCAUCAAAUCCUCUGGCAACGUGACGUCCCAGCAGCUGGAGCAGCUGGAGGCUCGUGCAGCAGCGCGUGUGAAUCACAUGGAGUCACUUUGGCGCGAGGCGCGUCUCUGUGUGGAUUCUGCACGCGCAGGUUUAUAAUAUUACUAAUAAAAUAAAAACUAACCGGAGCAGAUGGGAGCCCUUCCUCGGCAGCUGCGUUCGGGAGUCUGCGCGUCGCUGCUGCCCUGAACUUUCCUCCUGGUGUCCUCCUGCAGCCUCCAGCCGCCAUGAAGACCAGGACGCUGCUGUCGCUCAGCCUCAACUUCUUCGCGCUGUUUUUCGCCAUAACCGCGUUCAUGACGACUUACUGGUGCGUGGGCACGCAGAGAGUCCCCAAGCCCAAGUGCAGCAAGCUGCGGACGCACCAGUGCAUCGAUUACGGGGUGAACGAAACGGACCCGAACAAAGUGGUGUACAGCUGGGAGACCGGGGACGACCGGUUCCUGUUCCGGCAGUUCCACACCGGGAUCUGGUUUUCCUGCGAGGAGAACAUCCACGAUGAAAGUGAGAGAUGCAGAAGUUUCAUCGAUUUAGCCCCCGCAUCGGAGAAAGGGAUGCUGUGGCUGUCUCUGGUUUCUGAGAUGUUGUACAUUCUCCUGCUGUUGGUGGGCUUCAGCCUCAUGUGUAUGGAGCUAUUCCACUCGAGCAAUGUCAUCGAUGGACUCAAGCUCAAUGCCUUCGCUGCUGUCUUCACAGUGCUCUCAGGUCUCCUCGGGAUGGUGGCUCAUGUGAUGUACACUCAGGUCUUCCAGGUCACCGUCAGCCACGGCCCAGCUGACUGGAGGCCCUACAACUGGGACUACGGCUGGUCUUUCUGCUUGGCAUGGGCAUCUUUCACCUGCUGUAUGGGCGCGUCGGUCACCACCCUCAACUCCUACACAAAAACUGUCAUCGAGUUCAGACAUAAACGCAAAACCUUCGAGCAAACCAUCCGGAGCGAAAACGCUCGGGAGGCUUACGGAUACUACCGGGAUCGCUCGUUGCACUCUAUCUCUAAAUCGGUGGAUGUUUACUCCAGCCAGUCCCUGAAAAGUGGCAGGAAGACCCCCACACCUGCUGACUCCUUGGACCUGAGCGACUAUGCAGCAUCUCUGGGGGAAGAACAGUGCUGAGAGGGGAGGAACAGUCGGCUCAUGUGAGACUCGGUGGGAUUCGAGGUCACGCUCUCAGCUCCACGUGAAGCUUUUCAACACUGCCUUAAACAAAGCGGGCUACUCUAGUGGAGCCUGAAGUCGAGGAAACCAGCUCAGAGCUGGAAUCACUGUGUGAAAUUCAUGAACCAGUGUGUAAUCUGUUUGUGUAAAUUAUUGCAAUAUUAAAUGAAAGGCAAAAGUUGA
This is a messenger RNA of Nothobranchius furzeri (turquoise killifish), 1459 nucleotides long. RefSeq names its product germ cell-specific gene 1-like protein. Gene Ontology annotation, cellular component: plasma membrane. The record is from RefSeq and is a predicted model, not a curated record. Lineage: Eukaryota; Metazoa; Chordata; Actinopteri; Cyprinodontiformes; Nothobranchiidae.